Messenger RNA from Macrosiphum euphorbiae (potato aphid), 2160 nucleotides. Lineage: Eukaryota; Metazoa; Arthropoda; Insecta; Hemiptera; Aphididae. The record is from the annotation of a GenBank genome assembly.
AUGCCAAAAAAAUCAAAUUCAUUUUCUGAUUUAAAUCUGAUAGAAGCCAUAAAGGCAGUAGACAAUGGAAUUUCUAAAAAAGCUGCUGCCAAACAAUUUGGAGUUGCUAGGUCCACUCUACAAUUUAGAAUAAAACAUAGGGAUAAAGAAACAUUUUCAUGUGGACCUUCAAGUGUUUUGAGUGUUGAAGAAGAGAAAUCACUUGUUAAAUGGCUUCUAGAUUGUUCUAAAAAAGGAUUUCCUAGGCGACGUGAGGAUCUACAACAGAGUGUUAAAUUGUUUUUGGAUGACCAGGGAAGAUCUAGUCCGUUUACUAAUAAUUUGCCUGGAAUUACUUGGUAUAAAGCAUUUUUAAAAAGAAAUCCUAUAAUUUCACAAAGAACCAGUGAGCAUGUGACUUCUGCUAGUGGAAAUGUGAGCGAAGAAAAUAUAAAAAAAUGGUUUAAUGACAUUCACGCAUAUUUAUCUGAUGAAAAAUUGGUAGAUAUUUUAAAUGACCCAGAAAGAAUUUUCAAUGGUGACGAAACUGGUUUUUCACUCUGCCCUAAAACCAAAUCUGUCUUAGGCCCAAGAGGGGCUAAAGAUAUUUAUGAAAUCGCUAAAGGGAAUGAAAAAGAAAAUAUUACUGCCAUGUUUACAUUUAAUGCAGCUGGUCAGAUGUGUAAUCCAAUGAUCAUUUAUAAAUAUCAAAGAAUACCUCAAAAUAUAAUUGACACAAUACCACCUCAUUGGGGAGUUGGGCGGUCAGAUACAGGUUGGAUGAAAGCAGAAGUUUUUUAUGAAUAUAUAGCAAAUAUUUUCUACCCGUUUCUUGUUGAAAAAAAUAUUCAAUUUCCAGUUCUUCUUUUUGUUGAUGGGCAUAAAAGCCACUUAACAUAUCAAUUAAGUACUUUAUGUUCAGACUUAAAAAUAAUUUUAAUUGCAUUAUACCCAAAUGCAACCCGUAUUUUACAACCUGCAGAUGUAUCUGCAUUUAGGCCUUUGAAAUCUGGAUGGAAAAAAGGUUUAUCAGAAUGGCGAAAUAAAAAUCCACACAGUUCGGUGACAAAAAAAGAUUUUGCACCGAUACUUGAUGCUGUAUUAAAAACUACUGUUAAAAGUAGUACCCUAAUAAACGGUUUCAAAGCAUGUGGACUCUUUCCUUGGAAUCCAGAUCAAAUAGAUUAUAAAAAAUGCUUGGGUAAAAAUUAUUUUACUACUUUAAAUGAAACAACAACAACAAUUAACAUUGCCAAUAAUAUCAAAAAUUUAAAUAUUAAAGAAUUUUCUGAUAUUAUUGGCAUUGAAACAUUAGAAAAAUUUAAUAAUAUUGAGAACAUUGUUGAAACAGAAAAUCAAUCUGAAGAAUUUUUUAUUUUAUACAGAAUUUAUGAACAAUUAAAAGGUAAUCAACAGAACAGCGAAGUAGACCUUGAACUUGAAAAAGAAAAAUCUAAUGCAGAUCAGUCAAACUCUGCUAUUGUUACAACAAGUUCUUCUGAAGUGGAAUUAGAAAAAGAAAUUUUAGGGACUCCAAUUAACCACCCGGACACCCUAAUAAAAAACAAUAAAAAUCAUAUAAUUCUAAAAAAGUUAGAAAUAUCACCAAUUGAGUCAUGUUUGAUUUGGCCUGUGACUCCUGAAAGAAAAGGUACAAGAAUAACAGAAAGGGUACCAUAUGUAAUUACAUCAGAUAAUUGGAAAAACUUAUAUGAAAAUAAAGAAAAAAAGAAACGGUCUAUUGAAGAAGAAAAAGAAAUGAGAAAGAAAACUAGGGAAGAAAACAAAAUAUUGAAAGAAACAAAACCAAAAAAGACAAAUAAAAGAAAUAUUGUAAAAAAUUUAUUUUCAGAUUUAAGUAGAAAUUAUAAACCAGAAACAGUGACUAGUCAAACUAUUAAUUUAGAAACUUUAAAAUUUAAGGAUUCAUAUAAUAUUAUAGAUGAACUACCAAGUUCACCAAACCCUUGUAGCAAUAUCUAUAACAGUUGCAUUAUUAAAACAGGAUGUUGUAAAUUAUGUAAUACUGACAUAGAACAAUCAAACUUGGGUAUUGAAUGUAAUUUUUGCUGUGAUAAAUUCCACCAAAAAUGUGCCAACUAUGAUUCAUUUUGUGAUCUUACUAGUGAUGAAACACUAUUUAUAUGCGAAAGUUGUGAAAAAUCGGUAAUUGUUAACUAA